CAAUGUGUCAUGCCAACAUGAAAGGAUGGCUUUUAUCAUCACUGUCUAACGCCAGAAGUCAUUGACCGACUUUUCGGCUCAGAGUGAGACAGGGUUGUUUAAAGAUAUGAUACAUUAAUCAGUCAGUUUUAUUUUAACUGUAGUAUCACCAUGCAGCACGCUCCCAGAACGCUUUACAAUUAAAAUGAAUAAAUGAAACAAACCUAACAAUAAAACAACCACAUCAAAAACACUAAUAACAUACAAGAUAAAGUUAUAUAACAGUAUGACAUAUUAAAUAUAUUACAGAAACCUUUUUACAACAAUCAGCACUUUUACUGUAAGUACUUUAAAAACUUAAAGUAAGGUUGCAAAUGCAGAACUUUCACAGGGUGGUAUUAGUACUUUUACUGCAGUAAAGGAUCUGAGUACUUCUUCCUCCACUGUCUGUAUGAAUGCAGUUACCUACUUGGCGUGUCUGUUGAUGCAUACAGUAACACGAUGACCUCUGACCUGAAAGCACGAUGAGAAUCUGAAACAUUCCUCUUCAGGCAGGUUAAAUCUGAGUCGGUGUCUCCUCUGACGCUCAGCAGGUGACAGAAGUGUUCAGGUAACAUUCCUGUCACAUUCCAGCCUGUCGAGUCUGAGAUGCGUCACACUGCAGGCGUGUCUGAUCCACCGCAGGAUAACUGACGGAGAGCGUGUCACCUGCUGUUUGGAUUCAGAUUUUAAUUUGGUUCAGAGACAGACUUUGACUGUAGCUUCAGACUGAGUCUGACUUCUGAUAGACGUCAAAAUUCAACCUAAAAAAACUAUUGAACAAAUGCUUCAAACCACUGAGCUCUGUUCAUUCCAGCAGAAAACUGAACCGAUGGUUAUCAUGGAAACACUGAUCAGCAUCGUGUGUGUGUCUGAUUGUUACAAUGGAAACACUAACACACAGUAAUCUCAACACAAAGUCCAUUUAGCAGCUACUCUAGAGCUGUCGAUCGUAUCACAUGAUCUUCCUCAGCUGAUGUCGUGCGCUUGGUUGUCGUAGAAUUGUGGAUGUUCAAAUUUCAAGUUUGAUAAAACAUAAAUUUGUACCUCUAUAAUCUAACACGUCAACUGAGCAUGCUCAGUCUGCUGGAGAAGAUCAUGUGACACAAUCAAAAGCUCCAACCACUAAAUAACUUUCCAAGGUCAGUAAAUAAACUUCCAGUUUCAACAUUAAUCAAACUGUUUUCACUCUUUAGUGUUUGAAUGAUAAUAAUCAAUCAUUUAUUUGUCACAUGGAGUCAUACAACGUACAACCUCAGUGAAGUGUGAUCCCAUCAGCUCCUCUAACUUCUCUUUUUACACCUUCUUACAUUGCCGGCUGCUGUUUCAUAGCUGUCCAUGGUUGUGGAAUGAUUUAACUGUUCACACAUCCCGACUUUAACCGAACAGCCACAUGGUUGCUCCUCCCAAACAUAGGCAGUGAACACUCUGCAGCCGCCUCUGAACAGUGUAGUGAUCCACAGCAGGAACAGGACAGCAGCUCACAUUCCCACUGUCACACCAGUCCUUAUUCACCAUAAAGCACACUCCUCCUCUCCUUCUCUCCCACAGUCAUCUGCUCUGUUAGAUCAGCAGAUAGAAAAAGAGCCACGUGGUUGAAUGGCGCUGUCCAGGAUUUAGCCAAGUUUCCAUGAAUCAAAGGAAGUUACAGUUUCUGAUAUGCUGUUGGAAACUGAUGCAGCACUGAUGCAGUCGUCCAGUUUGUUUCCAACACCUGUACAAUGUCCAGCAGGAUGCUAGUUUGAUUUGAUUUGAUUUGAUUUGAUUUGAUUUGAUUUGAUUUGAUUUGAUUUGAUUUCGCUUUAUUGGCAGAUGAAAUUCUGAAAUUUGUCUUGUGUCCCAGGAUGUUAAAUGUUUCACAUAAAUACACAUGAAUACGAAAAUACAAAACAACAUCUAACCAAACAACAAAAUCAUACAACAAAUGCUACAAAUCACAGCUGACGUUAUGAAAAGUGGCUGCAGUGCAACAUAUUACUCAUUCAGUACAUGCAGUGUUCAUCUGGUGUUCAUUCUUCUCCAUCUUUCCCCAAUGUUUACUGAGGUUAACAUUUCAAAACCUCGACCUGGCUGGCUAGCAGAAGUCGACAGAAGGAGAGUUCGCAGACUGAACACCACAGGGUCUAUAAGAGCCACCAGAAACCAGGUCUACGGCGCAGACGGAUCCAGCAGACACACAGCAUGGCUCAGAAGACGGCCCUGAUCGUGUACGCCCACCAGAGUCUGGGCUCCUUCAACUCGGCAGUACGUGAUGUGGUGACGGAGGAGCUGGCGGCGCAGGGCUACAAGGUGCUCGUGUCUGACCUGUAUGCCAUGAACUUCAGAGCUAACGCCACGCAGGACGACAUCAUCGGUGACCUGAAGAAUCCAGAGUUGUUCCAGUAUGGCGAGGAGACCAUGCACGCCUGGAUGGACGGCCGCCUCAGUGAUGACAUCGUAGCUGAGCAGCGCAAAGUGGAGGAGGCGGAGCUUGUCAUCUUCCAGUUUCCUCUGUACUGGUUCAGUGUGCCGGCCAUCAUGAAGGGCUGGAUGGACCGAGUGCUCACACAAGGCUUCGCUUUCUCCCUGGAGAAGAUGUACAACUACGGUGUGUUCAAGGAUAAGAAAGCGAUGUUGUCUUUCACCACUGGAGCGACACAGACGAUGUUCCAUCCUGACGGGAUCAAUGGAGACAUCAACAUUACACUGUGGCCUCUACAGAAUGGCACUCUGCACUUCUGUGGGUUUCAGGUUCUUGCUCCUCAGAUAUUCUGGAGUCCAGCUCACUGCCCCCCCGCCGUGCGAAAAAUGAUGCUGGAUGGGUGGCGAGCCCGACUUAAAGGACUGUUGGCAGAAAAGCCUUUGACCUUUGCCCCCUGCGAGCUCUUUGACCUCAGCUUCCAGGGGGGGUUCAAGCUGUGGCCCAAAGUGAAGGAGGAGCAAGAGUCACAGCCGUACGGCAUCACCACAGGACACCACUUGGGGAAACCGCUGCCGCCUGACAACCAGAUCACAGCUCCACCUGACAACCACAUCACAGCUCCGCCCAGUGAUCAAAGUAGCGCCAGUCCGGCCUGCAGGAAAUAGAACCUCUCUGUUCUCAUUUUUGAUACCAACGUAUGGAUUUUAUAAAGGCUGUGUGUUUACUGAAGCUGAAAUAAAACAAUUUCAAUAACAA
Epinephelus lanceolatus (giant grouper) is the source of this 3175-nucleotide messenger RNA. The record is from RefSeq and is a predicted model, not a curated record. NCBI's taxonomy places the organism in Eukaryota, Metazoa, Chordata, Actinopteri, Perciformes, Serranidae.